AUGUCUGCGGUAAUUGCCAGCGUGGCCUACCAGCUGCUCAAAAGAGACGAUGACGAGACCGACGGCGAAGGUCCCGAUACCUCCCAACGGGAAAUCUUCUCAUCAUGGGCCCUCUUCAUCAUGAUCAUGCUGCUCAUAACAGCCCUUUUUACGAGUUAUAUGCUGCAACAAAAGAAAAUCGAAGCCGUACAUGAAACGGUUAUAUCCAUCUUUGCUGGAAUGACAGUAGGCCUCAUCCUUCGUGUCAGUAACGGCGAUUCUAUUCAAAAUCUGGUCAGCUUCGAUUACCAGAUCUUCUUCAAUCUCCUCCUGCCACCUAUCAUUCUGGCAUCGGGCUACGAAUUGCACCAAGCGAAUUUCUUUCGGAAUAUAGGUACGAUCCUUACAUUCGCAUUCGCUGGGACCUUCAUAUCGGCCAUUGUGCUUGGAGUGUUACUAUGGGUCUACACACGAAUUCCCCUUGACGGACUUAAUAUGACGUUUGUCGAAGCCAUCUCAAUUGGCGCAACAUUAUCUGCUACGGAUCCUGUUACGAUUCUGGCUAUUUUUAAUACAUACAAAGUCGACCCGAAAUUAUACACCAUCAUUUUCGGUGAGUCGAUUCUCAACGACGCCGUGGCGAUUGUGUUGUUCGAAACGGCGCAAAGAUAUAAGGAAGGUGGGGCUGCUGGUACACUGGGCUUCGUCAGUCUUCUUGAAGGUAUCGGUAUCUUCUUGGCCGUGUUCUUCGGAAGCUUGAUUAUCGGUGUGAUGAUUGGAAUUGGGACGGCGCUCAUGUUGAAGUUUACUCUCGUCAGAAGGUUUCCAAAAAUCGAGAGUUGUUUGAUUGUGUUGAUUGCAUAUGCUAGCUACUUUUUCUCAAAUGGGCUACAUAUGUCUGGAAUCGUCACGCUCUUGUUUUGUGGAAUCACGCUCAAACAUUAUGCUUACUACAACAUGUCUCGACGGACUCAGCUCACUACCAAGUACCUAUUCCAAGUCCUCGCUCAAUUGUCGGAAAAUUUCAUCUUCAUCUACCUUGGACUUUCUCUUUUUACGGAAACGAAACUGGAGUUUAAGCCUUUAUUCAUUAUUGUAACGGUCGUGGGGAUUUGUGUAGCUCGAUAUGCUGCAGUAUUUCCACUUUCAGCCGCGAUAAACUGGUUCAUUAGAUACCGCGCCAAGCGCAGGGGCAAGGAGGUUCCGGACGAGUUGCCUUAUAGCUAUCAAGCUAUGUUGUUUUGGGCUGGACUUCGUGGAGCUGUGGGUGUAGCAUUGGCGGCAGGAAUGACUGGCCCUAACUCUUGGGCCUUAAAAGCAACCGUAUUGGUUGUUGUAGUAUUAACAGUUAUCAUUUUUGGAGGAACCACAGCACGCAUGCUCGAAAUCAUGGGCAUUAGAACAGGGGUCGUCGAAGAAAUCGACAGCGACGAUGAGUUCGAUAUCGAAUCUCACCCAGGAGGAUCCUACUACAAGAGCUCCGGCAACGGCAUAGGUCACGCACCAAAACGCAGCUCCAUCGGCCUCCAAGGCCUAAACGGCAACAACCAUAGACCAGAACGCGGCAGUUUCGUCAGCGGAAACUCAAGCCCCCAUGCCCGACCAUCCAGUCUCAGUCGCACCGGCUCUCAAAGCCGCAAAGCGGCACGUGAGAAUGAAGACCUUCUUCACGCCGGAGGAGACGAUUCGGAUAUGGAAAGCGAUACCUCUGACCUCCCUCCGGCGGUCAAGAGAUCUCCCAGCGGCCGCACCCCUAGCAGCACCUCGGACGAUUCCACGCCGUACCCGACAUCUGGAAGUGCGAGAGCGGAUGCGGGACCCCAGAUCUCGGCCGCGGGCGCUAUUAAUUCGCUCUUGCAUGGCACGGCGGAGGAUCAGGCGGCGUGGUUUAGACAGCUGGAUGAAGGGUUUAUCAAACCGAAACUUUUGCUGGAUAGUGGGAAGGGUCCUGGUGGUAGUGGUGGGGGGCCUAGUUGA
Messenger RNA from Glarea lozoyensis ATCC 20868, 1956 nucleotides. RefSeq lists its product as uncharacterized. NCBI's taxonomy places the organism in Eukaryota, Fungi, Ascomycota, Leotiomycetes, Helotiales, Helotiaceae. The coding region runs from base 1 to 1956 and encodes 651 amino acids. Gene Ontology annotation, biological process: vacuolar acidification; proton transmembrane transport; sodium ion transport. The transcript has 5 exons. Gene Ontology annotation, cellular component: fungal-type vacuole membrane; early endosome; late endosome. Gene Ontology annotation, molecular function: sodium:proton antiporter activity. The record is from RefSeq and is a predicted model, not a curated record.